Microtus ochrogaster (prairie vole) is the source of this 3285-nucleotide messenger RNA. It is a transcript of the gene Xkr8, whose product is annotated as XK related 8. NCBI's taxonomy places the organism in Eukaryota, Metazoa, Chordata, Mammalia, Rodentia, Cricetidae. Gene Ontology annotation, cellular component: plasma membrane. The record is from RefSeq and is a predicted model, not a curated record. Gene Ontology annotation, biological process: engulfment of apoptotic cell; apoptotic process involved in development; phosphatidylserine exposure on apoptotic cell surface.
GGCAGGCCCGUGGUUGCAGGCUAGCUUGAGGGCCAUGCCUGUCUCGCUGCGCUCCCCUCUGUUCUUGGAUGUGGUCGUGGGCGUGGUGGGCACCCUGUCUUUCCUGCUGGACUUGGCCGCCGACCUGUGGGCCGUCGUCCAGUACGUGCUCGGUGGCCGUUACCUGUGGGCCGCGCUGGUAGUGGUGCUGCUGUGCCUCGCCUCUGUGCUGCUGCAGCUCUUCAGCUGGGUCUGGCUGACCACCGACCCCACCGAGCUGCACAAGUCGCUGCCCUCGCGUCGUUUCCUGACGCUGCUGCAUGUGCUGCAGCUCGGCUAUCUGUACAGGUGCCUGCACGGGCUACAACAGGGGCUGUCCUUGUUGCAGCAGGAGCUGCCAACCGAGAGUGACAUAGCCUAUACAGACUUCCUGUCCCUGGAUAUCAGCAUGCUGCGGCUCUUUGAGAGUUUCUUGGAGGCGACACCACAGCUCACAUUGGUGCUGGCUAUCGUGCUGAAGAGUGGCCAAGCUGAAUACUACCAGUGGUUUGGCAUCGGCUCAGCCUUCCUGGGCAUCUCGUGGGCACUCGUGGACUACCACCGAUCCCUGCGUACUUGCCUUCCCUCUAAGUCUCGCCUGGGCUGGAGCUCCUCUGCCUUCUACUUCCUGUGGAACCUGCUGCUGCUGUGUCCCCGAAUCUUCGCUGUCGCCCUGUUUUCAGCUCUCUUCCCCCAAUAUCUGGCCCUGCAUUUCUUCAGUUUGUGGCUGGUGCUGUUGUUCUGGGUCUGGCUUCAAGGCACACAAUUUAUGCCAAACCCCAACUUUGAGUGGCUGUACCGGGUGACAGUGGCAAUCAUCCUUUAUUUCUCCUGGUUCAACGUGGCUGGGGGCCGCACCCGAGGCCGGUCCGUCAUCCACUUGUUCUUCAUCCUCAGUGACAGUAUUCUGCUGGUCAGCACCUGGGUGACACACAGCACCCUGCUGCCCAGCGGGACCUUCUUGCCAAUGUGGUUGAUUAUAGGAGGAGCCUGCUUCCUCCUGGGACUGGCUUUGCGUCUGAUCUACUACCUCUGGCUGCACCCUAGCUGCAACUGGGAGCCUGACCGCGUGGAUGGGGCCCUAAGUCUCCUUCCUAGGAAGCAGCCUAAGCUGCUUUAUAACAGACGGGCCACUCAGUUAGCACAGAACUUUUUCACCAAGAUCAAAGAGGAGAUUUCUCUGGCAGAGGCUGGAGACGUGGAAGGAGCCCUUUGAGGUAGGGUCUGACUCAGCCAGUGAGGAAGAUGUGGAGAGCUGGGCCUUGGAAGGGCCAAAGGCCAAUCAUAUACAAGCUGUUUUCUCUUCCUUACCAACCAUGAGCUGCUGUCACCAAAGCCUCACGUUGCCAUUCUUACCUCUCAGGUGACUGGUGGAGGUAUCCUGUCUCCUGGGUUCCAUGGCCUGCUCUAGGAGGUCCUGGGGUUCUGGGGGUGUUCUCAAGAAGUCUUCCCUACCCCCACCCCAUCCACUCACGUCAAUCAACAAAUGUUGAGAGCACUUUAUUUUCCGGGAGCAUCAUUCUGACUGUUGAACUGGCUGCCGCCCUACCUUCUUUCCCUACCCACUUGAACAAACGUGAUUUCAAAGACCAGAGGCCAGUGACGACCCUGCCAGCCCCUCCAGUGUUGUGAUGCAGUGUUGUCUGGCUCUUGGGCCACCUUUAAAGCAAGUGCCUCAUGGACCUGUGGUCUAGGCCAUGCACAACCCGCUGAGUAUUUUACCUCCUACCUCAGUCUGUGAAAGGAAGAGAACAUGUGCUCAUGUGUUUAACAGUAUUAUUAAAACCGUGUAAUAUUUCCCAAACCAGUAUGUACCAUUAAAUACAGUCUGUCAGCCUUUCUAUUACGGACAGGUGGCAGGGGUCUGGAACCCCUUAAAACUGGUAGUACAAACUCCUGGAAUAGAGAUAUGGGCUGACUUAGUUAAGACUUUGUAAUGAAUAUCUAAAUUGUUCCAGUAUAAUAAAAACUCGGGAAGCAGAAAUUGAGAUAAAGACCUGAUAAACCCAAGGACAGUGGAGAGUCAACUGGCUGACCCUCUCUCCACGUUUUCCCCAAAUUGCCUCCCUGGAAAUCCUCUCUUCCUGUCCUCUCUAACAGAUCUCUUCAGUCCUUCAAGAACUCUAUGGCAGAUCCCAGUAGCCAAUCGCUGACUCCAUCCUUUGAUUUGAGGUGGCCUUAUUGGCACAGUGGAAGGGUUAUACCAACAAUUCUCCUGCAACAUAUCCCGUUUCAGUUAGUAGAGCAUGGGACUCUUAAUCCUGGGGCUGUGGGUUCGAGCCCCAUGCUGGAUGGCAAGUUGUAACUAGCCUUUCUCUGUCCCACCAGUUAGCUCCCAAGUAAUGACAGAGACUUAUUACGAAAGCUGGGCUUUAGCUCGGGUUGUCCCAUCAGCUCUUAUAACUUAACCUUGUGGACUUCUACCUUUCAUUCUGUGUGCCUGACUCUCUCCAUGCCUUGUUGGCACGUCAGGUACCUAGAUGCAUCUCCUGUUUCCUCUCUCUGCCUGGAAGUCCUGCCUAGACCUCCUAUCUAGAUAUUGGCCAUUCAGCUCUUUAUUAAACCAAUCAAGCAAUGUAUCUUCAGUGUACAAAUACCCCACAAUGUGACUGCAGUUUGCUUCCUAAGAUGCAGUAGCUGGUGAGCCCGAGUGGGCCGCUCAUCUGGCAGGCAGCAGAACUCACAUUUGGGCAGACGGUGCAUUCUCCUAGGAGCUCUGCUACUGGGCCUGAACAGUAGCAUCUUUAGGACUAGGAGGUGAGUUUGAGGGGCUGGGUGGAAGGUGAAGUGACACAUCUUAGGAUGUGGAUGACGGUUCUGGAGAGAUGGAGCGUUCUGUUCUGGUUCCAGGGCUGGGACCCAAGAUAGUUCUAGUGUGAUCGAAACUCACUCUGGGUAGUUCACAACGGCCUGUAACUCUGGCUCCAAGAGAUCCAACAUCCUCCUUUGGCCUUUGCACAUGCAUAUACAGGCAUACACUCAAAAAAAUCUUUAAAAAUUGAAAAAAGGAAGUGCAAGUUAUUACAUUGGCCUUGUUUUUAGUCAGUCUAUCCUACCGAGAUGACCUUGAACACAUUCUUCUGCUUCAGCUUCCCAACUGCUAGGAUUACAGGUGUACACUACCACACACAAAGCUCUUUAUUCUGAAAGAAUUUAAAAUUAUAUCAGCGGCAUUACAUGUAAUUAGGAAAUGUCCUUAAGCCAGGUGGUGACGCAUGUCUUUAAGCCUAGCACUCGGGAGGCAGAGGCAGGAGGAUCUCUGUGAGU